CCUUUGGGCCCAUGAAGAGCCCCCACAAAUCUUGCGCGAGCAAUGCAAGAUCUAUUUGGCUUUCCACUGGUCAGUCGAUUGGGUACUAAAUAUAAGAAGCCACCAUCAACCAAGGGAGCUCCCACAAUUGAAGGCAAAGAAGAACCAAUGGCUGCUUUGCUCUCGUGUCAAGUCAGGGUUCUCCUCCUCCUCCUCCUCCUCCUCCUCCUCCUCUGUUAUCUCGGGCCUUCUGCGGCGGUGCUGUUCUCCUCCCUCCCUAAGACUCUCAUAGUCACUGCAUCCCCAAGUCCAGGCCGAGUGUUGUAUGCUGGCGUCGACCAGAUGAACGUGACCUGGGCGAUCAACCAGAGCCUGCCGGGGGCCACCGUCUCAGCCUACAAGAAGGUGAAGGUGAGCUUCUGCUACGCUCCGGCGAGCCAAGCCGACCGCGGGUGGCGCAAGACGGACGACAACCUAAAGAAGGACAAGACGUGCCAGUUCAAGAUCACCACCCAGCCCUACGCCACCGCCGGCUCCGUGGCGUACACCGUGGAGCGCAGCAUCCCCACGGCCACCUUCUUCGUGAGAGCCUACGUGCUGGACUCCGAGGACGCGGAGGUCGCCUACGGGCAGAGCACCGACGCCCAGAAGACCACCAACCUGUUCGACGUUGUCGGGAUCACGGGCCGGCAUGCGUCGCUGGGCAUCGCCGCAGCGUGCUUCUCGGCCUUCUCUGUCGUCGCGCUCGCUUUCUUCUUCGUCGUCGAGAAGAGAAAGGCUAAGAAGUAAGGAAGCAGCAAUCGAUACUAUUGCCGUAUAUGCCUCAAUAACGAAUUCAUAUUUGAAUCCAAUAAGUUUAUGGAUCCAAAAGAAACAUGUCCAACAUUUCUUCUAUAUUAGAGACAAGAGAUGUGAUGCUUCGGAUCAAACUUGCGGAGCAUAGGUACCGUACCCGAGUCCGAUAGUGUCCGGGCAGAUACAGACCCUCUCAAUGAACCAAAAAUUUGUGAGACAAGAAACGUGUGGGGCCGUGAACAUAUCUACAGAAAGAUGGGUUAUAUUCGUCCAA
Molecule: messenger RNA, 1048 nt
Organism: Musa acuminata AAA Group (dessert banana)
Lineage: Eukaryota; Viridiplantae; Streptophyta; Magnoliopsida; Zingiberales; Musaceae
Product: high-affinity nitrate transporter-activating protein 2.1-like
Exons: 2
Coding region: 43-768 (241 amino acids)
Biological process (GO): response to nitrate; nitrate transmembrane transport
Cellular component (GO): plasma membrane
Molecular function (GO): nitrate transmembrane transporter activity
Source: RefSeq, a predicted model, not a curated record